ACGAGAUUCCUCGUGAGGGUCUCAUUGGAAUAUUAGCUUCACUUAUGGUGGAACACGCAAUCUGGAUUUUACAGCAGGGUGACGUGCUGUGACGGGAUAACACAAUGUCACGUCGUGUAGCACCAGAGGAUGUUGGUGAUUCCUCUCCAAGGGGAGGAAGUCCUACCUUAAUAUUGGUUACACCAACUGUGCAGUUCCAUGGGGAUCCGGUUCCUUCAAUAAACCUAAACGAUCCAGUCCCAGAUAAACCGGUAUAUAGUUUGGGAAGACUGUCCCCUGUCGAAACCCCAGAUGAUCGAGUUUUUACCAAGCGGUCACCGCGAGGGCUCUUUUCUGUAGCAGGUGAAACAUCUUCUCCACUGCCUGAUGUAGAGAGACCGUCUUCAUCGGCCGAUAUAUAUCCUGUUCCGUCGACCAGUUCCAACCGGCGGAAUUCUGAUGAUGCACCAGUCAAUGUUCCUGACACAAAAAGUACAGCAAAAUGGUCCACGGGAAAGGUUGCUGGGAUCGUAAUCGGGAUUAUUUUAGCAGUAUUAGCCGUCUGUGGAGUAAUAGCCGGUGUAUUGGUCGUGCUCAACAGCGGAGAAGAAACGGCUACUGUCUCACCGACCGAUCCGGUUUUUAUUGAAGAGGUGGUGGUGUCGAGCAUCAACGUCUCAGGUUCAUUGUCAUUUGGUGACAAAGUCUUCACGGAAGCUUUCAACGACUCAUCAUCAGUGGACUAUAUCGAACUAGAAACCAAUUUUACCUCUACUAUGGAUCUAACUUUUAUGAGUGGAGAAUACUCCGAUGUCUACAACGGGACGGUUGUAACUGGUUUUAGUGCGGGCAGUAUUAUCGUCAACUUCUACGUGAUACUCCUAGAUAUCUCAGACUAUAUAGUUGAAGACACUCAAACGAGCUCGGGCAGCGCUGUCGAGGAAACAGAUUCUUAUAUUGCCUUCAUAGCACAGAUUGAAACUACAGCUCUUCAAAUUGUGACUACGGUAUUGGAAGGUGCUACGUCAGAUAAUUCGACAAGUAUCCUGGUAGCGAUUGGAGUAUCUGAAGGUUCUGCAAUUGUUACGGAAGUGUCGGUUGAUGCUGAAAUAGUAACCGUAGCACCACCGGCUAGCACCCCAACUCCUGAACCUACAACAACAACAACCCCUACACCAACUACCACGUUGCCGACCACCGAAUUACCAACCUCCACCACACCAACCACCGUACCGACAUCAACGGACGCACCGACUACUGAAACUGAGACAUCAUCCGUUGCAUCAACAGAUGGCUCGACCCCAGGUGGUCAAACGACCACAGACGCUAUGGCAGCAGUCGACGAGAAUGAAACUACCACGAUAUAUGACGAAGUUCCAACUAACGAAGUUAGUGUGUUCGGGCAUGGUGAAUCUUUGACCAUCGUAUCACCAAACUACCCAGACAACUAUUCAAACCAUGAAAGCGUUCAAUGGCUCGUUUCUGGACCAGAAGAAUACCAGAUUGUGGCCAAGUUCCAUACAUUCAAUCUUGAAUCCGGCUAUGACUUCUUGACAAUCGGUUCGGGUCUGGAUGCGUCCGACCGACCAUCACAGUUGAUGCAACUUACUGGUUCUGCUCUUCCUGAUGACGUAGUUUCCAUCAAUAACGGGAUGUGGCUAAACUUUACUUCUGACUAUUCUGUCAUGGGAGAAGGGUUUUGGAUUGAGAUCACGGUCUUUGGAGAGAACGACACAGAUACUGGAGCAUGUAACUUCACGUGCGGUGAUGGAAUCUGUCUUGAUUCCGAUGACGUAUGCAAUGGAGAGAAUGAUUGCUCGGACUUCUCUGACGAAGAUCUGUGUCCCCAAUGUACUGAUCUCCGUUUUUCAACCUGUGAAGAAGUGCUAUCCUACAACCGGACUUACUUCCCGAACCCAACAGCCCAAGACCGCGAUAGUGCAAUCAGUUUAAUAGAAAAUACAAGCAUUUUGGAAGAAUGUCAUGAAGACUUUCUGCUUCUCUUCUGCGGUAUGCUUUUUGCGGACUGCCCCCACGGAGGUCCGUCUCGACGCCCCUGCAAGGCUCUUUGUGAGGAAGUCACCGAUGCCUGUCGAGAAUCAUACUUAGCAUUGGUGGACGCUAAAUGGCCAAUUGAUUGUAGACAUCUGAGUAAUGAGGGCAAUUUGGAGGAAUCCUACUGUAUUGGAGGAGAGGGCGAUCUUACGGGUAACUCCAUAUGCGGUACUCGCCCAGCUGUCGAUGACUACCACUCUAGAAUAGUGGGAGGAGUCAAUGCUGAUCUAGGGGAAUUCCCUUGGAUCGCUGCUGUUCAGAUGGGAGGCUAUUUCUGCGGCGGUACUUUGAUAAACAACCAAUGGGUCCUGACUGCAGCUCACUGCGCAGAUGGAGGGGAAGGUAGUGGAGAUGGAAUGGAGCCAAGUGAUUUCACCAUAACUCUUGGCAUUCGUCAUCUGCUCGAACAUCCUGAGUCUAAAGUGGAGUUGGGGGUUGACCGAGUGAUCGUGCAUCCAAAUUACGGUGAAGCCAAUGGCAUAGCGAACGAUAUCGCACUGCUCCGUCUUUCGGAACCAGUCGAAUUCAACGAUUACGUAAGACCAGCUUGCUUGGCUACUCUACAAAAUGAGACUAUGGCAUACAGCCGAUGUUGGAUCGCAGGAUGGGGAUCCUUGUUUUCCGGAGGUUAUCUAUCAAAUGAUCUUCAGAAGGCAUUCGUUCAUCUUAUCGAUCACGACGUAUGUGACCAAAUGUACACUGACUACAAUAUCAUAGAAGAAGCAGAGAUUUGUGCCGGUUAUAUUCGUGGCGGAGUAGAUUCAUGUCAGGGUGACAGCGGAGGACCACUAACUUGUGAGGGUGCUGAUGGUCGCUGGCAUCUUGUAGGAUCUACUAGUUGGGGUGUGGGCUGCGCCGAGCCCCGUUACCCAGGCGUUUACGCAAGGAUUUCACAAUAUACUCGCUGGAUUGAGGAUACCAUGGGAUAUGUUGAUAAUGAAGACGACUUUGAAGUUACUAGUAGUGCUUUUGGUGCUGGUGAAUCGGUGACGAUUGUUUCAUCCAAUUAUCCAGACGACUACAUGAAUCAUGCGAGAAUGGAAUGGCUGAUUUCUGGACCAGAAGAUUCGCAGAUAGUUGCCAUUUUUCAUUCAUUUGAGCUGGAAUCCGGCUAUGAUUUCUUGACAAUUGGCUCUGGUCUGAACUCGAGUGACCAUGCAUCGCAUUUGGUAACGCUUACGGGUUCUGUACUUCCAGAGGACGUUGUUUCCACCAACAAUGAAAUGUGGCUGAAUUACACUUCAGAUUACUCGGUGACAAGGAAAGGAUUUUGGAUAGAGAUAAUGGUCUUUGAAAUGCCUAACACUACAGACGAAGUUCCAACUAACGAAGUUAGUGUGUUCGGGCAUGGUGAAUCUUUGACCGUCGUCUCACCAAACUACCCAGACAAUUAUCCGAACCAUGCCAACGUUCAGUGGCUCGUUUCAGGACCAGAAGACUACCGGGCUGUGGCCAAAUUUCACACGUUUGAUCUUGAGUCCGGCUAUGACUUCCUGCGAAUUGGUUCUGGUCUUAACGCGAGUGACCUGACCUCACAGUUGGGGCAUUUGUCAGGUUCUUCUCUUCCAGACGAAGUGGUUUCCAUCAACAAUGAGAUGUGGCUGAACUUUUCGUCCGACUCCUCUGUAAACAGGAAUGGGUUUUGGAUCGAGAUCACGGUUUUCGAGCCGGAAGAUGUGGUCAACGGCAGCGAAGUCAGCAUGUUUGGUUAUGGCGAAUCUCUAACGAUCGUUUCCCCUCGCUAUCCGGAUAACUAUCCCAACGAUGCAAACAUGCAGUGGGUGGUUUCAGGACCAGAUGGCUUCCAGAUUUUGGCAAGCUUUCAAGCUUUUGAUCUGGAAUCCGGCUAUGACACCCUUACAAUCGGUUCUGGUUUGGAUCCCGAGGUUGUAUCAUCGCAGUUAGUGAAACUGUCGGGUUACUUAUUGCCUGAUGACGUCAUUUCUCUUAACAAUGAAUUGUGGCUCGACUUCGUCUCCGAUCAUUCAGUGGGAAGGACAGGAUUUUGGGUCGAAAUCAAGGUGUUUGAAAGAGAUAAUUCCACCAACGAAUGUGACUUCAUGUGCGGUGAUGGUACAACAUGUAUACAGUCUGUUGACGUUUGCAAUGGAGCACAUGAUUGCAUGGACUUCUCAGAUGAAGAUGUAUGCCCACAAUGUACUGAUUUCCGUUUCUCAACCUGCGAGGAAGUUCUAUCCUACGAUCGGACUUACUUCCCGAACCCAACAGCCGUAGACCGUGAUAGUGCAAUCAGUUUGAUUGAAGAAACAAGCAUUUUGGAAGAAUGCCAUGAAAAUUUCCUGCUUCUCUUCUGCAGUAUGCUUUUUGCGGACUGCCCCCACGGAGGUCCGUCUCGACGCCCCUGCAAGGCUCUUUGUGAGGAAGUCACCGAUGCCUGUCGAGGAUCUUACAAAGAAUUGAUUAACGAAGACUGGCCGAUUGAUUGCAGGCAAUUGAGUGAUGACGGAAAUAUUGAUCAGAGCUACUGCAUUGGUGGAGAGGGCGAUUUAACAGAUGAAUCCAUAUGCGGCACUCGUCCAGCUGUUGAUGACUACCACUCUAGAAUAGUUGGAGGAGUUAAGGCUGAUCUAGGGGAAUUCCCUUGGAUCGCUGCUGUUGAAAUGGGAGGCUAUUUCUGUGGCGGUACUUUGAUAAACAACCGAUGGGUCCUGACUGCAGCUCACUGCGCAGAUGGAGGGGAAGGGAGUGGAGAUGGAAUGGAGCCAAGUGAUUUCACCAUUACUCUGGGCAUUCGUCAUUUGCUCGAACAUCCUGAGUCUAAAGUGGAGCUGGCGGUUGACCGAGUGAUCGUGCAUCCAAAUUACGGUGAUGUCAAUGGCAUAGCAAAUGAUAUCGCACUUCUCCGUCUUUCGGAACCAGUCGACUUCAACGAUUACGUAAGACCAGCUUGUUUGGCUACUCUACAAAAUGAGACGAUGGCAUACAGCCGAUGUUGGAUCGCAGGAUGGGGAACUUUGUUCUCUGGAGGUUCCCUGUCGAACGAUCUCCAGAAAGCUUUGGUCCAUCUUAUAGACCACGACACAUGUCAUCAUCUCUACAGUGAGUACAACAUUGUAGAAGAAGCAGAGAUUUGUGCUGGAUACAUCGAAGGCGGAGUUGAUUCAUGUCAGGGUGACAGUGGAGGACCGCUUACUUGUGAGGGCGCUGAUGGUCGCUGGCAUCUAGUAGGAUCUACUAGUUGGGGUAUAGGGUGUGCUCGACCUAAUUACCCAGGAGUUUACGCCAGAAUCUCACAGUACUCAGGCUGGAUUCGGGAUACCAUGGGAAAAGAUGAUGAUGACGAUGACGUUGAAGUAAACGAGUUUGGCCUUGGCGAAUCUGUGAUGAUCGUUUCGCCCAACUUCCCUAGCAACUAUGCCAAUAACGCAAAGAUGGAAUGGCUUGUUUCUGGUCCAGAAGACUCUCGGAUAGUGGCCAAUUUUCACUCAUUUGAGCUGGAAUCCGACUAUGACUUCUUAUCAAUCGGUUGGGGUUUUGAUUCGAGCGACCAAACUUCGCUACUCGUGACACUCUCAGGUUCUAAUCUUCCUGAGGAUGUGGUUUCCAUCAGCAAUGAGAUGUGGCUUACUUUUACUUCAGACAACUCAGUGACAAAACAAGGAUUUUCAGUACAGAUCUCAGCUUUUAACAUUACAGAUGAUGUCCCUACCAACGAGGUCAGUUUCUUCGGACUCGGUGAAGCUUUGACCAUAAUAUCACCAAACUACCCAGACAACUAUCCGAACCAUGCGAGUGUCCAGUGGCUCGUUUCAGGACCAGAAGACUACCGGGCUGUGGCCAAGUUUCACACGUUUGAUCUUGAGUCCGGCUAUGAUUACCUGCGAAUUGGUUCUGGUCUUAACGCGGGUGACCUGACCUCACAGUUGGUGCAGUUGUCAGGUUAUUCUCUUCCAGACGAAGUGGUUUCCAUCAACAAUGAGAUGUGGCUGAACUUUACUUCCGACUACUCCGUCUCAAGAGAUGGAUUCUGGAUUGAGAUCAUGGUCUUCAAGCAAGAAAAUAUAACUGAUCUGGUCAAUGGCACAGAGGUCAGCGUGUUUACUUACGGUGAAUCUUUGUCCAUUGUUUCACCUAACUAUCCGGAUAUUUAUCCCAACGACGCAAACAUGAAAUGGCUCGUUUCGGGACCAGCUAAAUAUCGGAUUGUGGCAAACUUUCACGCAUUUGAUCUUGAAUCGGGCUAUGACUUCCUUAGAAUCGGUUCCGGCUUAGAUUUCCAGGCUCAGUCAUCGGAGUUGGUGAAUCUGGCCGGUUACUCGUUGCCUGAUGAUGUUAUUUCUACUAACAAUAAUAUGUGGUUGAUCUUCACAUCUGACUCCUCUGAAAGAAGGACUGGUUUUUGGAUUGAAAUCAAGGUGCUUGAAACCGAUAAUUCCACUGAUGAAUGUGACUUCAUGUGCGGUGAUGGUACCUGUCUGGAAUCUGAUGACGUAUGCGACGGAGAAAAUGAUUGUUCGGACUUCUCUGACGAAGAUUUAUGUCCCCAUUGUACUGAUCUCCGUUUCUCAACCUGCGAAGAAGUGCUAUCCUACGAUCGGACUUACUUCCCGAACCCAACAGCACAAGACCGUGAUAGUGCAAUCAGUUUGAUUGAAGAAACGAGCAUUUUGGAAGAAUGCCAUGAAGACUUUCUGCUCCUCUUCUGCAGUAUGCUUUUUGCGGACUGCCCCCACGGAGGUCCGUCUCGACGCCCCUGCAAGGCUCUUUGUGAGGAAGUCACCGAUGCCUGUCGAGAAUCUUACAAAGCAUUGAUGGACGAAGACUGGCCGAUUGAUUGUAGACAACUGAGUGAUGACGAAAAUCUUGAGGAAUCAUACUGUAUGGGUGGAGAAGGCGAUCUGACAGGGGAAUCCUUAUGCGGUACUCGCCCAGCUGUCGAUGACUACCACUCUAGAAUAGUGGGAGGAGUCAAUGCUGAUCUAGGGGAAUUCCCUUGGAUCGCUGCUGUUCAGAUGGGAGGCUAUUUCUGUGGCGGUACUUUGAUAAACAACCAGUGGGUCCUGACUGCAGCUCACUGCGCAGAUGGGAUGCAAGCUAGUGCUUUCACCAUAACCCUUGGCAUUCGUCAUCUGUCCGAUGGCGAUGAGCAUAAGGUGGUAAGAGAGGCUGACAGUGUCGUCAUGCAUCCGGAUUAUGGUGAUGUCAAUGGCAUAGCGAAUGAUAUCGCACUAGUCCGUCUUUCGGAACCAGUGGAGUUCAACGAUUACGUAAGACCAGCUUGCCUAGCUACGAUACAAAAUGAGACGAUGGCAUACAGCAGAUGUUGGAUCGCAGGAUGGGGUACUACGUUCUCUGGAGGUUCUAUUUCGAAUGAUCUUCAGAAAGCAUUGGUGAAUAUAAUCAGCCAUGACAUCUGUAAUGGCCUUUACAGCCAAUACGGUAUUGUAGAAGAAGCUGAGUUGUGUGCUGGAUACAUCGAAGGCGGAGUGGAUUCAUGCCAGGGUGACAGUGGAGGACCACUAACUUGUGAGGGUGCUGAUGGUCGCUGGCAUCUAGUGGGAUCCACUAGUUGGGGUAUAGGGUGUGCCCAGGCCAAUUACCCAGGCGUUUAUGCCAGGAUUUCGCACUUCACAGACUGGAUUAAAGACACCAUGGAGUUUGACGAUUCGUCUAUUACAGAUAAUGAUGAUGACGAAGAUGACACUGAAAUCAGUGUAUUCGGUAUGGGCGAAUUCCUGACAGUUGUUUCACCCAACUUUCCUAACAACUACACGAAUGAAGCUAGCAUGCAGUGGCUUGUCUCUGGACCACCAGACUCUCAGAUAGGGGCCACGUUUCACUCAUUUGAGCUGGAAUCCGGCUAUGACUUCUUAUCAAUCGGUUCGGGUCUUGAUUCAAGCGAUCAAACUUCGCUACUCGUGACGCUAUCGGGUUCUAAUCUUCCUGAGGAUGUGGUUUCCAUCAGCAAUGAAAUGUGGUUGAAUUUUGCCUCAGACAACUCAGUGACAAGACAAGGAUUUUCAAUACAGAUCUCAGUUGUUAACAUGACAGAUGACGCCCCUACCAACGAGGUCAGUUUCUUUGGACUCAGUGAAUCUUUGACCAUCGUAUCACCAAACUACCCUGACAAAUAUCCGAACCAUGCCAAUGUUCAGUGGCUCGUUUCAGGACCAGAAGACUAUCGGGCUGUGGCCAAGUUUCACACCUUUGAUCUUGAGUCCGGCUAUGACUACCUGCGAAUUGGUUCUGGUCUCAACGCGGGUGAUCUGACCUCACAGUUGGUGCAGUUGGCAGGUUCUUCUCUUCCAGACGAAGUGGUUUCCAUCAACAAUGAGAUGUGGCUGAACUUUACUUCCGACGACUCCGUCAGAAGAGAUGGAUUCUGGAUUGAGAUCAUGGUCUUCAGGCAGGAAAAUAUAACUGAUCUGUUCAAUGGCACCGAGGUCAGCAUGUUUACUUACGGUGAAUCUUUGACCAUUGUUUCACCUAACUAUCCGGAUAAUUAUCCCAACGACGCAAACAUGAAAUGGCUUGUUUCUGGACCAGAGAAAUACCGGAUUGUGGCAAAGUUUCACGCGUUUGAUCUUGAAUCUGACUAUGACUUCCUUAAAGUCGGUUCCGGUUUAGAUCCGCGGGUACAGUCAUCGGAGUUGGGGAAUCUUACCGGUUACUCGUUGCCUAAUGACGUUAUUUCUACUAACAAUCAUAUGUGGUUGAUAUUUACAUCUGACCAUUCUGAAAGAAGAACAGGCUUUUGGAUUGAAAUCAAGGUGUUUGAGACCGAUAAUUCCACUGAUGAAUGUGACUUCAUGUGCGGUGAUGGUACCUGUCUGGAAUCUGAUGACGUAUGCGACGGAGAAAAUGAUUGCUCGGAUUUCUCUGACGAAGAUUUAUGUCCCCAUUGUACUGAUCUCCGUUUCUCAACCUGCGAAGAAGUGCUAUCCUACGAUCGGACUUACUUCCCGAACCCAACAGCACAAGACCGUGAUAGUGCAAUCAGUUUGAUUGAAGAAACGAGCAUUUUGGAAGAAUGCCAUGAAGACUUUCUGCUCCUCUUCUGCAGUAUGCUUUUUGCGGACUGCCCCCACGGAGGUCCGUCUCGACGCCCCUGCAAGGCUCUUUGUGAGGAAGUCACCGAUGCCUGUCGAGAAUCUUACAAAGCAUUGAUGGACGAAAACUGGCCGAUUGAUUGUAGACAACUGAGUGAUGACGAAAAUCUUGAGGAAUCAUACUGUAUGGGUGGAGAAGGCGAUCUGACAGGGGAAUCCGUAUGCGGUACUCGCCCAGCUGUCGAUGACUACCACUCUAGAAUAGUGGGAGGAGUCAAUGCUGAUCUAGGGGAAUUCCCUUGGAUCGCUGCUGUUCAGAUGGGAGGUUAUUUCUGUGGCGGUACUUUGAUAAACAACCAGUGGGUCCUGACUGCAGCUCACUGCGCAGAUGGGAUGCAAGCUAGUGCUUUCACCGUUACCCUUGGCAUUCGUCAUCUGUCCGAUGGCGAUGAGCAUAAGGUGGUAAGAGAGGCUGACAGUGUCGUCAUGCAUCCGGAUUAUGGUGAUGUCAAUGGCAUAGCGAAUGAUAUCGCACUAGUCCGUCUUUCGGAACCAGUGGAGUUCAACGAUUACGUAAGACCAGCUUGCCUAGCUACGAUACAAAAUGAGACGAUGGCAUACAGCAGAUGUUGGAUCGCAGGAUGGGGUACUACGUUCUCUGGAGGUUCUAUUUCGAACGAUCUUCAGAAAGCAUUGGUGAAUAUAAUCAGCCAUGACAUCUGUAAUGGCCUUUACAGUGAAUACGGUAUUGUAGAAGAAGCUGAGUUGUGUGCUGGAUACAUCGAAGGCGGAGUGGAUUCAUGCCAGGGUGACAGUGGAGGACCACUAACUUGUGAGGGUGCUGAUGGUCGCUGGCAUCUAGUGGGAUCCACUAGUUGGGGUAUAGGGUGUGCCCAGGCCAAUAACCCAGGCGUUUAUGCCAGGAUUUCGCACUUCACAGACUGGAUCAAAGACACGAUGGAGUUUGACGAUUCGUCUAUUACAGAUAAUGAAGAUAAUUCCACUGAUGAAUGUGACUUCCUGUGCGGUGAUGAUACCUGUCUGGAAUCUGAUGAUGUAUGCAAUGGAGAGAAUGAUUGCUCGGACUUCUCUGACGAAGAUUUAUGUCCCCAUUGUACUGAUCUCCGUUUCUCAACUUGCGAAGAACUGCUAUCCUACAAUCGGACAUACUUCCCAAACCCAACAGCGCAAGACCGUGAUAGUGCAAUCAGUUUGAUUGAAGAAACAAGCAUUUUGGAAGAAUGCCAUGAAGACUUUCUGCUCCUCUUCUGCAGUAUGCUUUUUGCGGACUGCCCCCACGGAGGUCCGUCUCGACGCCCCUGCAAGGCUCUUUGUGAGGAAGUCACCGAUGCCUGUCGAGAAUCUUACAAAGCAUUGAUGGACGAAGACUUGCCGAUUGAUUGUAGACAACUGAGUGAUGACGAAAAUCUUGAGGAAUCAUACUGUAUUGGUGGAGAAGGCGAUCUGACAGGGGAAUCCUUAUGCGGUACUCGCCCAGCUGUCGAUGACUACCACUCUAGAAUAGUGGGAGGAGUCAAUGCUGAACUAGGGGAAUUCCCUUGGAUCGCUUCUGUUCAGAUGGGAGGCUAUUUCUGUGGCGGUACUUUGAUAAACAACCAAUGGGUCCUGACUGCAGCUCACUGCGCAGAUGGGAUGGAAGCUAGUGAUUUCACCGUUACCCUUGGCAUUCGUCAUCUGUCAGAUAGCCAUGAGCAUAAGGUGGUAAGAGAGGCUGACAGCGUCGUCAUGCAUCCGGAUUACGGUGAUAUCAAUGGCAUAGCGAAUGAUAUCGCACUAGUCCAUCUUUCGGAACCAGUGGAAUUCAACGAUUACGUAAGACCAGCUUGCCUAGCUACGAUACAAAAUGAGACGAUGGCAUACAGCAGAUGUUGGAUCGCAGGAUGGGGUACUACGUCUUCUGGAGGUUUUAUUUCGAAUGAUCUUCAGAAAGCAUUGGUGAAUAUAAUCAGCCAUGACAUCUGUAAUGGCCUUUACGGUGAAUACGGUAUUGUAGAAGAAGCUGAGUUGUGUGCUGGAUACAUCGAAGGCGGAGUAGAUUCUUGUCAGGGUGACAGUGGAGGACCGCUUACUUGUGAGGGUGCCGAUGGUCGCUGGCAUCUGGUAGGAUCUACCAGUUGGGGUAUAGGGUGUGCCCAGGCCAAUUACCCGGGAGUAUAUGCCAGGAUUUCGAGGUACACUACCUGGAUUAAGGAUACCAUGGACAAUUUGGAAUAAGAUCCGAUUGUCUAUGACGGCUGAGGAAGGAAACUGAUGCUUACUGGAACGUUCACAACUUACGUUUUGUUUGCUAUUCGGAGCGCAACGUUAAACAUGUGUGACAAAUUUCUAUUUGCUUCCGAAAACGGAUUUGAUAAAAGCAGAAACUAGCAUGUUCUAAUUUUAUUUUUUCCGCCGAUCUAAAUUGAUGUGUGUGUGAGAAAAUUCUAAAUUUGUAUAUAUUUGCUAUAUACCUGCUUUUACGUCAGUAUUUAAAAAGGCUUAAAUUAAGUUUGACUGCAAUUCUGAUUUUUUAAAGAUGUAAAUCCAUUGUAUUUGUGUGGUCUUGAAAUGUAAUACUUCGUUUAUUCACACCAAUACCACUCUUCAUUAAAAUUUUAAAGCCCUUUAAGAAUUUAACAAUUCUCCGGCAGGGCGUUUUGAUUUGAAGUUCAAUUUUGUCAAAAUGAAUAAGAAAAUCAUUAUUUAAAAAGUCAGAGUUAAUGUUUAGUACAAAUAAAAGCAAUUUUUCAAUAUGGAUAUUUUGAUAUUUUUUUUGUUUUGCAUGAUUAGUAUGUACAUAAUCCGUAACGUACAAUUUUGUUAGUUGCUACCGAUUUUUAUAUUGUUAUCAAAGUCAAUAUUACGACAGGACCAAUAUAUGGAACAAUUACAUUUUAAAUUGAAAAUAGAGCACUAUGAACAUGAAACGUUUUUAAACGAUAGCUAUAGUUUGGUACCUCUCAAAAUGUGAUCAUAAUAUUAACAACAAUUUUGUAUUCCUAAUGAUGACAUAAAUUUUGCAAAUGCCCAAUUAUAUCACUAUAAACACUUCGUACCGUGAGUGAACAUUUUUUUUUUUUGAUGUGAUGUUUUUCUUUGAUUUGAAUUUUAAUUGCGUGACAAUCAUCAUUUUCUUCCUAGUGUGUUUAAAACACUUUUCGAAAGAGAUUUGUAGUGGGGAUUUCUUUCGAAUUAAUCAGAUUUUAUAUUUUCGUAUUCGAAAUAAGUUUAGACCUCACGACAGGCGUCAGGCAGCUGACUUUUAAACAGCUGUAAUUUUAAGAUCGUAAAACUUUGCUGCAAGACGGCAAAUUAAUUAUAUGUAUUCCCGGACUUCUAUAUAUGUAUUAGAUUUUUCAGAUUCAUACAUACUGGUAAACGAUUGUAAUUUGAAUGAACAAUUCCUAGAACCACAUUUUUGGAUAUAUAUGAAACAACAACUGUUUAACUGCUAGUGCUACAUAUAUUUAUCCCGUAUUUCAAUGAUAAAAUGUUACAAUAAUAAUAAUAAUAAUAACAAUAACAAUAACAACGAGGGUAGCCUCAUCAGUUUUCAUACUGUUCUCCCUGAAGGCCUUGCACUCAAAUGAUUACCCCGGCUUGAGCCGAGCUGCCGUGAAAAGGUGCUCAAGCAUUCAAAUAAUUUCUUCCUACGGGGUACUCAAGCCGCUGCUAGACUCGAACCGCGAAUCAUGAAAUCCACAGUCCGGUUACGUGUCCCCUAGACCACAACAACUCUUGUUAUUCUUAAAUAAACACAAAAUUCAUCCGUAUGGAUUUGUAUAUCAACCCCUCUUCUGAUCAGCUUAAAAUCCAAUACAGAACGGUUAUGUAUGAAAACUAAGAAUUGACCUCUGUGUACAUUGAUAAAGUUUGAUAAUAAGUUAAUAUUGACAAUAUUACUGAGUAGAAGAUCCAAAUUAUGUAUGACUGUUCACUAAAAGUAGGAGACAAUAUUUAGAAAUGAGAAAAUAUGAAAAACAUGAAUUAAACGGGAUGUUCAGAAUAUCACUGGAUUUUAAAGAAGACAAUCAUUGCACAUGUUGAAUCAUCUGUCGUAUUUCUAUUUUCUGUAAUAAAGUGUGUGAUUUUAAUUCUACGA
This is a messenger RNA of Strongylocentrotus purpuratus (purple sea urchin), 13146 nucleotides long. RefSeq lists its product as uncharacterized. The coding region runs from base 105 to 11279 and encodes 3724 amino acids. NCBI's taxonomy places the organism in Eukaryota, Metazoa, Echinodermata, Echinoidea, Camarodonta, Strongylocentrotidae. The record is from RefSeq and is a predicted model, not a curated record. The transcript is spliced from 53 exons. Gene Ontology annotation, molecular function: protein binding; serine-type endopeptidase activity. Gene Ontology annotation, biological process: proteolysis.